UGCGAUGUGCCUCUUGUUCCGUCACCUGGAGGCCAGGUAGCCGGGACGGUAUAAAAACAGCCCACAGCCCAGCAGAAACACACACAUUUGCAGCUGAAUCUUCCGACAAGUAAGAACCUAAACAAAAGAAAACAAAAUGAAACUCGUCUUUUUGCUAUUCGCACUUUUCGCUGUUGUCGCCAUGGUCUGCGCGGUGCCAUUGGACGGAGUGAAAGGUGAAACGGCAUCAUUGGUUGCCCCUGAUAUGGAAGCAUCUCAAUUAUUCCUGAAGGCUCACAAAGCUAAAGCAUUUAAAGCUCCUAAGGCUCACGCUCCUGUACCUCACGCACCUGUGCCUCACGCACCUAAGGCUCCAAAAGCCAAAGGCAUUAAAGCAAAAGCGCACAAAGGCUAAAUGUUUUAUUUUUGUUACUUUGAAUACGUCCGAGAAAUCAGUUAACGAGUCAUGAUCCACCUUUUUUGUUCUUCACCCCCCGUAAUUUUUUUUUUUUUUCGGUUUCUUGUUGUAUGUUUUGUUACCAGUAAUACAGCAUCCUUUAGAAAAAGA
Daphnia magna is the source of this 547-nucleotide messenger RNA. RefSeq lists its product as uncharacterized. The transcript has 2 exons. The coding region runs from base 137 to 394 and encodes 85 amino acids. NCBI's taxonomy places the organism in Eukaryota, Metazoa, Arthropoda, Branchiopoda, Diplostraca, Daphniidae. The record is from RefSeq and is a predicted model, not a curated record.